GAUAGGAGAACGCCUUGCGCCGGCUUAGCCUAUCUCGCGGCCUCAACGCCUGGCCCAGCCCAACACGGCAGCUGGCCUUCACCUUUUUAGUGGGCCGGGCUAGCCUACUGCCAUGUGCCGAUCUCCAUCAUCCUCCGCUCCGUUCCUCACAAAAAGAAAAAAAAGUCAGCGACCAACGUGCGCCGCCACCAGCUCCGGAGCUCCCAAAACAUCUCUAGCUUACUGCCGCCACGCUCCCCUCCACCGACACCACACCCACAAGCCGCCGCCAACCAACCCCUGCCUCCGCCUCAUGCAUCGCCGGGGCCGUGAGCUCGGCGCCCCCGCCCCACGGUGCAAACCUUUUUCUGUCCGAAGAGAAGAAUUUCCACCCUGCAAUGGUCGACGGACUUAAGGUCGGAGUGCAGUUCAUUUGUCUUCCUCUGUUUUUUUUUUUUUCUAAAUGCACCAAUCGACGACUCCGAUAAUUCGGAAAACAUAUUCGGAUCAGAUUUAAGGGCUGGUCCGACCUGUAUUUGGAGACACUCACGCCUGUAUAAAUAAACACAAGUACACAAUUAAUCCAUCUCCAGUUUCAAAGGUUCAUAAUCAGAUUGAAGUCCCCCUCCAAUCCAAUUGAAUUUGGAGGAAUCUGCACACCCAUAUACAAAUAUAGACACGAGAGUACAGAAUUGUUUCGCACCUUCAAUCGAAGCCUUACAAUUGGAUUGAAGGCUGGUCUAAAUUCCGAUUUAUUUCAUCUGAGCUUCAAAGACUUGCAAGCUUGUGUCGUAUUCCUGAUGGCACACGAGGCCGGACCCGGACAUACCCAUCAAGUUGAAGAAGACAUGAUAAGCAAUCUAAAUGAUGAUGUUUUGCUCUCAAUCUUAGAAAAUGUCGACUUAACAACAUCAGUGAGGGCAAGUGUCCUAUCCACACGAUGGAGACACCUUCCAUGGUUGCUCGGACAACUCAACAUAGAUAUGAUGGACUUCCUUCAUGAACCAUAUGCCGAUCCCACACUGGAUGAUCACAUUGAUAAAGCAAUGUCAUCUCUGACAGAAGCAGUUAGAAGCAUGUUGUCUCCUUCCUGCAGAAAGACAGUCAUCACCAGACUUUGUAUUUCACUAAUCGUUGCCAACAGUUACUCGAGUGAAAUCGGUCAUCUUGUUAAUGAAGUGGUUGAAAAUGGGAUGGUAAAAGAUAUAGAGCUCACAAGCGGGAUUGAGAACAUGGGUGCUGUCAGUGAUGAUGAAUUGGUAAAACAUGCUAAUGGUGUGAUUAGUUUCUUUUGUAACUAUCCAAAUAUAUCUUGUUGCCUCACAAGGCUCCUCCUUUUUAAUGCGACCUUUCUGGAAUCAGAUCUACAUAAUCUCAUUGCAAAUGUAUGCACGGAACUGCGUUAUCUUUAUCUCAGCCGGUGUGAUACUGGCUUCCAAUCAACAUUCAAGAUAGACGCACCAAACUCAAAACUCAACAUUCUAGAACUUGUCCACUGUCAUUUUUCACAAGUUGAGUUGCAUUGCCUUCCAAUGCUAGAGAAAGUCAUAUUUGGAUUUUGGCUAACUAAAUGUGUGCCCUUGACUUGGGGACACAUCCCAUGCCUCAAGGAAUUGGAAGUCUUUUCAGCCAUGCCACCUCAUCAAGAACAAUUUAAGUUAAGUGAGUUUCUAUGUGGCGCGGCAUGUAUAAAUACUUUAUCAUUGGAUUUCCUCGGGCAAAAGAUUUGGCUACUACCUGAAAAACAUCAACUUUCCUCAGCAUUUAGCAAUUUGAGGAAAUUGUGCAUAUAUGAUAUCUUUGUUGGAUUUGGGCUUUUGUGGACAACAAAUCUUCUUGAAGUUGCGCCAUCCCUCGAGAUACUUGAAGUUGAGGUGUAUGACCAUCGAUGUGAGCAGGACGAGAAAGUAACUAAGUUGUGUGCUAAAAGAAGUAAUGCGUCAUGGGAAGUGCCAGAGUUUCCAUACCCGAAGCAUUUGCCACUGAAAGAACUUGAAAUCAUUGGUUUCAAUGCAUCAGAAGAACAUCUAUUGUUUAUAGGAGCAGUGAUGGACCGGGCUCCUAACUUACAGUCGGUUGUUUUGAAAGACAAGUGCUGUAAGGAAUGCGAAUCAACCAGUACAGCGUUAGUAAAACAUAAAUUUCUAGAAAAUGAAGAUGAACAAGAGCUGGUAGUGAAUAAGCUCAGAGACUGGUUCUCCUCCGGUGCUCAGAUAAUUUUCAGUGACUGCAAGGUUGUCAGCGAAUGUGUGUUUGCGUGAAAUGAAAAAGAUACUGAAGGUUGUUCAUGAUUGACUAUAUGUAUUGCUCAUCGCUAUCAUCUAUGGUUUUCUUAUAAAAUCAAGCUGCCAGCAUAAUC
This is a messenger RNA of Sorghum bicolor (sorghum), 2338 nucleotides long. RefSeq lists its product as uncharacterized. The record is from RefSeq and is a predicted model, not a curated record. The coding region runs from base 780 to 2240 and encodes 486 amino acids. The transcript has 4 exons. NCBI's taxonomy places the organism in Eukaryota, Viridiplantae, Streptophyta, Magnoliopsida, Poales, Poaceae. Gene Ontology annotation, molecular function: protein binding.